GCCUCAAAGUACCGUCGCGCUUAUCGGUGUCGAAGCGGCGUUUACUGCCUCGUCGGAGGCGCGCAGUCUCUACUCAAAGCGGGAUCGUGAGCGCGCGGUACAAUGACCGGAGGAGCGGCGGAGUGCCUUCCUUUGGGAGGACGUCCAGUUACAGUCGUCCUCGUGACCGGUUCCAGUGGCUUCCUGGGCCAACACGUCGUGAGGCUCCUGCAGGAGGACCAGUCCAAGGUCAGGGAAAUCCGACUCUUUGACGCCAGGCCCUACAAGAACAAUCUGGGACACCGCACCGACAAGCCAAUGAGGGAGAUCGUAGGCACUAUCUGCGACGCGGAGGCAGUGGCGCAAGCGUUCUCCGGAGUGGAGUGCGUUAUCCACUGCGCGUCCCUUAUAGACGUCAACUUUUUCAAGAACGUCGAAGCUAUGGAAAGGGUCAACGUCCAAGGCACUAGGAACGUGAUCGAGGCGUGCAUCGCACAGAACGUUCCGCACUUGGUGUACACGGGAACCGUGGGAGUGGACGACGGCACCGGCGGUUGGGGAGACUCCGUAGUCGAGCACUGCCACCAGGGACCAUACGCAGACACCAAGCACAGGGCCGAACAACUCGUGCUGGCGGCGAACGCACGUCUCCUGGCAGACGGACACUCCCAACUGCGCACCGUGGUACUCCGGGUGCUGCCCAUCUACGGCGAGCAAGAUCAAAUCACCUGCACGCAAUACAUGCGAAUGUCCAAACUGACCAUGGGGACCGUCGUGAGGAUGGCUGCCCCACGCAUGCAGAUGUCGUACGUGGGCAACGCGGCGGCAGCACACAUCCACGCCAUGCGCCGGCUCGCGCGUGAUGGCGACAUCUCCGGGCAGGUCUUCACGGUCACCGACGACACGCCCACGGACGGUCUCCAGUUCAUGCUGCCCUUCGUCGAGAGCCGCGGCCUUGCAGUGUCCCGCUUCGCUCUACCCUACAGCGUCGCCCUUGUAUUCAGCCUUCUGUUGACUUCAGUGCUGACGCUCUUGCGCCCUCUGUACACAAUCAAGGUGCCGUUCCCGACCCCGUCGGAUAUCCGGUACAUCUUCAAGGCGCCCUUCUUCGACGGAACUCGCGCCAAAACGGUGCUGGGCUUCGAGCCGUGGUUUUCAGUGGAAGAGUCUGUGCGGAUGUCCAUGUCCUACUACCGCGCCAUCCAGCUCUGAGACGCAUGGCGAAUUACCUUAGUUGAUUUGGGGUGGUUGUGUAUGGCUCGUCUGUUUGUAUCCUCCCCCGCGUGCAAUUAUGUGCUCGCAUGUUCCCAAUGUUAGUAGAUCAGCACAGUUGUGGAACUCCCGCGGUAGGGGCUACCCCCUUCUUGGCCUCUAGUCCGCCCCCGUCGUUUGAAGCGCUAUCUAGAGUUUUGAUUCAAAUCUGUGCAUUCCAUAGAGUACGAGGAAGCACCAUCUCGACGCUGUGCUUCAAAAGAA
Messenger RNA from Ixodes scapularis (black-legged tick), 1455 nucleotides. Its product is annotated as 3 beta-hydroxysteroid dehydrogenase type 7. NCBI's taxonomy places the organism in Eukaryota, Metazoa, Arthropoda, Arachnida, Ixodida, Ixodidae. Gene Ontology annotation, biological process: steroid biosynthetic process. Bases 103 to 1191 code for a protein of 362 amino acids. The transcript has 6 exons. The record is from RefSeq and is a predicted model, not a curated record. Gene Ontology annotation, molecular function: 3-beta-hydroxy-Delta5-steroid dehydrogenase (NAD+) activity.